Actinia tenebrosa (Australian red waratah sea anemone) is the source of this 2327-nucleotide messenger RNA. RefSeq names its product phosphorylase b kinase gamma catalytic chain, skeletal muscle/heart isoform. Gene Ontology annotation, biological process: glycogen metabolic process; protein phosphorylation. Gene Ontology annotation, molecular function: phosphorylase kinase activity; ATP binding; calmodulin binding. The record is from RefSeq and is a predicted model, not a curated record. Gene Ontology annotation, cellular component: phosphorylase kinase complex. Lineage: Eukaryota; Metazoa; Cnidaria; Anthozoa; Actiniaria; Actiniidae.
GCUCAACCCUUCAAUCCACGUUAGUAGUAGUUCAAUGUCGACAUAAGUCUAAACACUCGACCAAAAAAUGUCUCGAUAAAUAUUUCUUCCAGCUCCUUCCCAACCUACAACUAACUUGGUUGGUUCAUGUUAGGGUUUGGGAAGAGUUUUUCGACAUUUGAAUGAGAUGACAGCUUUGGAUUUUGAAGAUGGAUUAAUUGGAAGUGAAGCAACCGGCGGCUUCAUCGAGAAAUAUGAAGCUAAAGAAGUCCUGGGAUCUGGAGCUUCAAGUGUUGUUCGGAAGUGUACAGAUAAAGUUACAGGGAAGGAAUAUGCAGUGAAAAUUAUUGACAAGCUCAGCGAUCUAGGAGGUGUCGACAUUAUUGGCACUACAAAAGAUGAAAUUGACAUCUUACUCAAAUUACAUGGACAUGAAAAUAUUAUUGGACUUGUGGAUGUUUAUGAGUCAUCAGCAUACUUUUUCUUAGUAUUUGAGUUUGCUAAAUCAGGAGAACUCUUUGACUUUCUAACAAAUGAGGUCACAUUAUCAGAGAAAAAAGCCAGGAAGAUCAUGAGAGAAAUAUUAGAGGCUGUUGUAUAUAUGCAUGAUCUGGAGAUUGUCCACAGAGAUCUUAAGCCAGAGAAUAUCUUACUUGACAAUGAUUUAAGAAUAAAGAUAUCAGACUUUGGAUUUGCUGUCAUGCUUAAGGAAAAUGAAAUGUUAAAAGAGUUAUGUGGUACUCCUGGCUAUUUAGCACCUGAGGUACUCCAGUGUUCCAUGUUUCCAGAUGCUCCAGGAUAUGGCAAGGAAGUCGAUGUGUGGGCUUGUGGAGUUAUUCUGUAUACUUUGCUGUGUGGUUUUCCACCAUUCUGGCAUCGUCGUCAAGUAGUGAUGCUUCGAAACAUAAUGGAGGGCAAAUAUCAGUUCAGUAGCCCUGAAUGGGAUGAUAUAUCCUCUAAUGCAAAAGACUUAAUAUCCAAGAUGUUGGUAGUUCAUCCUAAAAAGAGAAUAAUUUGCAAAAAAGCCCUAGAACACGCCUGGUUCCAAGAAGCGAAGGCACAGAGAAAUGAAAGGUUCUGUGCAAGAUGGAAAUUCAAAGGUGCAGUGAUAGCAAUUUGUGCAGCUCGUGAGUUUCACCACCUAAUGAUAUCCAAAUUAUUACCGGUGUCAUUCGACGUGGUCUGCAACGAGCCUUACGGCAGCAAACCUAUUCGCAAAAUCAUCGAUGGAUGCGCAUUUCAAGUAUAUGGACAUUGGGUCAAGAGAAAUAAGGACGCCCAUCAAAACCGUGCCGCCUUAUUUGAAAAUAAACCGCAUAAAGAAAAAUAUAACUCAGAUGGGAAGCCUAGGAAUGGAAAGAAAAUCCUACCAUUUGAUGCAUCUUUUAGAGUACUUUCCUUCAGAUCCAGGAAAGCUAUCCCAACUAAAUCUAAUUAGUCUUGUGUGGAACGCCGUGCCUGAGAGGAACAAGAGCUGUUUGCCCAUUGACUUGGGACGUACAGGUAGAGAAUAUAAUAAUAAGCUAACUUAUUUUGCGUUUGUUUAAAGUAUAAUGUCAUAAGUUGUCAUAAUCCGAUUUUUUGUUGUUCCACAACGGGGAAAAUGCAAGAGAUGCCUCUAAAAUCAAUAAGAGAUUAAUACAAGAUUUUUAUUAUUUGAAAAACGUUUUAAAAGAAUUAAGUAAAAAACGAGUGCGCAGUUAUGGAUAAAUAUCGCCAAACUACCCAAUAGCCUUUCCUAGUACUAUAUAGUACUUGCUCGUGCUACUGCAGUGUUCAAUCUCCGUCUAACAACCCAAAAAACAACAGCUACAACGAAAUACAACAACAAUCUAAUAAGUAAUAAUAAUAAUAAUAAUAAUGAUAAUAACGGGCAGGGGAGGGGACGGGAGAUGUGUGAUGUUUUCAAAUCAAAUGCUCUUUUCGGGAGGGGUAGGUUAGUGUAGUUUGGUGUUAAACGUUUUUUCAUGCAGGUUUACAUUGCCCGUUUACAUUGCCCGUUUCCCACAUUCACUGGAAGUCUGGUAACGAACUGGCGAAGCGUGGGAUUGUGGGACUUUUUGGCUCAACUACAAUGUAACCUUAAGAUUCUAAUUUCAAUCCCACAAUUCCAUUCGGGUUGAUUCGUUUCCAGUCUUCCUCUUAGCAGAAAAGAGCAGUUGAAAUGGUUUGAAAUUUAUKACACAUAAAUGACAUAUAUUUUGUUGAGUUAAUUUUAUCUUUUAUACGAAUACAGUAGUGUCUAUAAUAUGAUCCCAAAGAUACAUCAAGUGUUAUUUAUAAGAUUCCAAUUAUUAUUCCAUGGUUUUUAUUUUAAUAUAAUAUUGUUUUGUAUAUCACGGUCGUAU